UUUUGGGUUUCAACCGACUAGCCUUUGCGGCAGUAGCUAGCCAGCUAGUUACUUUUUAAUCGGGGGAAAGGUUGUUUCUAGUCUACCUUCACGCCGCGGAGUUGUUUUGUUAGAAGACAAACGGUUUUCACAGUGUCCAGUCCACGAUGAAUCCCGAAUAUGACUAUUUAUUCAAGCUGCUCUUGAUUGGUGACUCUGGUGUUGGAAAGUCUUGCCUUCUUCUCCGAUUUGCAGAUGACACAUACACAGAAAGCUACAUUAGCACUAUCGGUGUGGACUUUAAAAUAAGAACUAUAGAAUUAGACGGAAAGACCAUCAAACUUCAAAUCUGGGAUACAGCAGGGCAGGAGAGGUUUCGCACAAUCACAUCCAGUUACUACAGAGGAGCACAUGGCAUCAUUGUAGUCUAUGAUGUUACCGAUCAGGAGUCCUUCAAUAAUGUUAAACAGUGGCUACAGGAGAUUGACCGCUACGCCAGUGAAAAUGUUAACAAGUUAUUGGUUGGCAACAAGUGUGACUUAACAACAAAAAAAGUUGUGGACUACACAACGGCAAAGGAAUUUGCUGAUUCCCUUGGCAUUCCUUUCUUGGAAACUAGCGCUAAGAACGCCACCAAUGUGGAGCAGGCCUUCAUGACCAUGGCUGCCGAGAUCAAGAAGAGAAUGGGCCCCGGAGCCACAGCUGGAGGCGCUGAGAAGUCUAACGUGAAGAUCCAGAGCACUCCAGUGAAGCCUGCAGCUGGAGGCUGCUGCUGAGGACCCCUCGACCCCCUUCACCUCGGCCCCUGGAUCUUGGAGCAAGAGCCCCCACAAUAGGAGAAAGAAAGGGGGAUAGAUCAUUUGUAAUGGAGCAAAGAGUGAAUAUGGAGAAUAGAAAGAAUAAAAGAGAGUGUGAAACAGGCAACAAUUUAAGUGACCCAAGUUGUACUGUAUGUAGCCGCACUACCAAAAACAUUCAAAAAUCUGCUCUCAACGAUUUUAAAUCCUCUGUGUGCAGGUUUCUAAGAAUAAUGUGUGUAUUUAUCUCACUGCAUUCCUACUGCAGGGCUGGUCUGUGGUCAAAAUUCAAUGACAUUUUCUUUUUCUGUCCUUUUCCUUUCUUACUUUGUUCUUACUUGUUGAUUAUUUUACUGUUUAUAUUUGCAUGUGUAGGUUUCUGUCCCCACGGAUUGUUUUGCCGUUCUGUUGCGAUCAACCGGGCAGCGGUGGUUCACAGUCCUACAUCUGUUUAGUGAAAUAUAUGUACAUAUACACUAUGUAUAUAUAUGUAAGAUCUGAAUUGACAGCUCUGUAGAGUUACAUACAUGAUUCGAGUAGUUUUACCUUCUUUUGCAUUUAAGUUGUGGCUGCAGACUCUUGUAGUUUUGUUGCGCGAUGUGUAACAAGUUCACAAAAAUAUAAAUAACUAUUGUACGACCAUACUGUACAAUAUCAGUAUGUCUACGAUUCUUGGUGGGACAUGUAGAAACCCUUUGUUUUAUUUAUUCAACAUUUAUAUGCAAAUAUAUUGUUCCAUUAAUAUACAAUCGCUCGAUAUUGGCCAUUUACCUGCGGAAUGCAUUGAAAGCAACAAUCUCACAAUUGCAUAUGUGACUCAAACACUAUGUUCUCUUUUUCAUAAUAAAGGCAAAUGAAUUCAUUUUUUGAAUGAACUCUGAAACCGUU
This is a messenger RNA of Sinocyclocheilus anshuiensis, 1664 nucleotides long. RefSeq names its product RAB1A, member RAS oncogene family b (gene rab1ab). The record is from RefSeq and is a predicted model, not a curated record. The coding region runs from base 147 to 755 and encodes 202 amino acids. Lineage: Eukaryota; Metazoa; Chordata; Actinopteri; Cypriniformes; Cyprinidae. Gene Ontology annotation, molecular function: GTPase activity; GTP binding. The transcript has 6 exons.